Penicillium diatomitis is the source of this 1257-nucleotide messenger RNA. Its product is annotated as COP9 signalosome complex subunit 4. The record is from RefSeq and is a predicted model, not a curated record. Gene Ontology annotation, cellular component: cytosol; COP9 signalosome. The coding region runs from base 1 to 1257 and encodes 418 amino acids. The transcript has 2 exons. Lineage: Eukaryota; Fungi; Ascomycota; Eurotiomycetes; Eurotiales; Aspergillaceae.
AUGGCAUCGCAAAAGGUCGUCGCCGCUUUAUCCGCCAUCGAAUCGCUCACACAUCAACCCUCCAAGCUUGAGCAAUACAAUAACCUUCUCAAUGACAUCGUGUCGACCUCCUCGGGCGACGAGCUUGCUCAGGACAUUGUCUAUUACCUUGAUUCGUUCCUCAAUAAUGAUAUUACUGUCGGAGCGACUCGGCCUCUGCUUGAUUCAUUCAUCGUCUAUCUGCAAAAAUUCGACCCUGAGGUCCAGAUAAAGACCGGACAACAUGCGAUCACGUUACUCCAGUCGCGCGCUACCUCGGUGGAAGAGCAGGACUCACAGAUACGGGAAAUACUGGCUAGCGCAUACGAGUCACAAGAAGAUUACAGUGCUGCUGCCCGUGCUCUCUCAGGAAUCAAUAUCGACAGCUCUCAACGCCUGGUCCCGGACACGGCGAAAGCUCGCCUUUGGAUUCGAAUCGUUCGCUACUACCUGGAGGACGAUGACACAACGAGUGCAGAGGGCUUCUUGAAUCGUAUCAAGAAUUUGCCAAGCAAAGUGGAGGAGCACGAUCUCAAGUUGUACUUUCAGCUUUCGCAAGCCCGCAUCCUGGAUGCUCGCCGACGGUUCCUUGAUGCUGCUCAGGAGUAUUUUAACGUCAGUCUAGCCACAGGCGUUGAUGAAAAUGACCGACUUACUGCGCUUUCAGCUGCUAUCAGAUGUGCAGUGCUUGCGCCGGCAGGCCCACAAAGAUCACGUUUUCUUUCUCGACUUUACAAAGAUGAGCGUACUUCAUCGGUGAACGAGUUCUCCAUUCUGGAGAAAAUGUUCCUUGAUCGACUUCUCAACGCCGAUGAGGUUUUUGCUUUUUCACAAAAGCUUGCUCCACAUCAACUUGCUAUCACGGCUGACGGUACUACGGUCCUCGACAAAGCUGUCAUUGAGCAUAAUCUUGUCGCAGCCAGCAAACUUUAUGAUAAUAUCCAUGUCGAUGCGCUGGGUACUAUUCUAGGACUCAAAUCGUCGAGUGACUUUUCGGCGGGCGAGAAAGCCGAAGCCUACGCCGCGCGGAUGGUAGGAGAGGGUCGUCUUCGUGCCCGAAUUGAUCAAAUCGAUGGCAUUAUCUGCUUCGAUGCCGAGCUAGCAGGCCCUGGCGCAAACGGGGCGAGCUUGCGCCAAUGGGACCAGGGAGUCCAAGAACUUGCGGAAAACGUUGAACGCGUUGCGACCAGUAUUGCCGAGCACUUCCCGGAGUUUGCCACCGGUCAAAUGGUGCAUUAG